This is a messenger RNA of Andrographis paniculata, 1000 nucleotides long. RefSeq lists its product as uncharacterized. The record is from RefSeq and is a predicted model, not a curated record. Bases 1 to 459 code for a protein of 152 amino acids. The transcript is spliced from 2 exons. NCBI's taxonomy places the organism in Eukaryota, Viridiplantae, Streptophyta, Magnoliopsida, Lamiales, Acanthaceae.
AUGAGAGAGAGAGAGAGAGAGAGGAGGAAUUGGAGCAAAGUGGUGUGUAUGUGUAUGUGUGUGUGUGUUUUGUUUGUGUAUUGUUUCAGGGAGAAUGAGGAAGAAGAAAGUUUGAUUCUUGGGAUUUCAGACAACAUUGGCUGGGAGGGAAUUCCGUUUUGCUCAUUAAUCACCAUUGUCUUGAUGAUUGCAUGCGCCAAUAAAAUGAACAGCAAUCCCAACAGAAGAAUUGAGCACCGGAUCAGGGGUGACGUCAGAGCCAUUGGCAGGAAACACUACAUCAAUUUGGUGAGGCUUUACAGCUUCUGCUACGAUCCGUUCAUGACUGUCCUCAUUUAUGAGUUCAUGGAGAAUGGGCCACUUGAGUUCAGAAAGGAUCGGCAGCUUGGGAGAAACUGCACGAGAUUGCAGUUGGUACAGCAAGGAGCAUCGCCUACCUGCACGAGAGUGUCAGCAUAGAAACAUUCAGUGUGACAUUAAACUGAGAAAUGUGGUUCUUGAUGAGAAUUUCUGCCAUAGGGUUGCAGAUUUCAGGCUGUUGAAGCUCUGUAAUCGACACAAAAGUCAUGUGACACUCGCAGGGUUCAAGAACUUCCCAUAACUUAUAAAUGUGACACCUACAGCUUCAGAAUAUUGCUGUUUGAGAUAGUUGGGAGGCAGGGAAAUGCCAGUCUGGUGGCAGAAAUGAGAGUCUCAACAGGUUCCGAUGAAAUUGAGGGAGGAGUCCGAUAUAGUGUCACAGCCCAAUAGUUUUCAGUUGAGAUUUGAGAACUGAUGUGAUAAAGCCACAGGUUGGGUAGGAGAGUGGCUCAGAAAAUACACUACAAGUGAAAGCAGAAAGCCCCGAUUCAUAUGGGCAUAAGACGGCCAUGCCUACCGUAGCUAAGUACGAGAUAAAUGUGGCUACAAUACAUUGUAAAGGCACUACAAAAGAUUAUCAUCCUAAGUGACUUCUAUUUGCUGUACCACGAAAAACGUAAGUGACUUUAAUAAACUACGA